AUGUCCUAUUCACACAUUGCUCGCAGAAACUUUGCUAAUCUCUCGUACGAACUGAUCUCGAAGAUCGUAACCUUCGAGACGGGGGACGGUACCGAUGCCGCCACGGGGGCCAUUGUGCCACCGAGUGCCACUGGGUUACUCGCCGCGACCCACGUAUGUCGCAGCUGGAGAGAAGCGACCGUACACAACGCAACCCAUUGGAGGAAUAUUUGGAUGGGAAGUUUGGACUCAGUGAGAACGUUGUUAGCGCGCACGCUGCGAUUACCCGUCGCCAUAGCCGGCUCGCUGUCGACGGAGGCAGACGGGAGAAAGCUGGCCGUAGUGAUGAACCAUAUAUCGCGCGUACGGUCUCUCACCCUGAAGGCCACUUCAGAGGCGUUACGGGCGUUAGAUGGACGAAGGAAAGGGGAGGCAUCGAUCUUGGAAACUCUUGAGAUCGAGAGGGUGGACCGCGACGAGCGCGUUGACCUGUCCUGCUUCGCGUCGCCAAAGUUGAAGCGCCUGGAUGUUACGAACUUCGACUUUGAUGAGUUCCGAGCGCUGCUUAGCCCUUCCAUAACCAGUUUGCGGAUCGCAGGCGCCUGCGUCUCCACCACGACCGGCGAAGUGCUACAGCUUCUCCACCAUCUUCCCAACCUCGAGUCUCUCGAACUCAAGGUGAACCUGCAGCCCACCGUCGAAGAGGAUUCUUUGGUCCAGACAACUGCCCUUGAGAGAUUACGUUGUUUAGAUAUGGGUAUCCAAAGCGUCGGGGAAGCAGAGCUUCUCGCGUUCGUAUCGGUGCCACAUCUCGACUUUAUGCGACUCUCUAUUCUCUGCGACGACGACUUGCCCGAUAUCAUGGAGCUGGUCAGACGGCGAUUCGAGGGCGACGGCAGGACGGAAUUCGGGGGAUGCACGUUCUACGCUCCCAACCCCACUAGCCUUCAUGUGGCGUUGACGCCGGACGUGACUGUACCUGCUUGUCCACCUCAGCUCGGAACGUACCUCAUCUUCGACAAUUUCGACGAGUGGGAGGAAUACCGCAUUGUCAAUGUCCUACGCACAAAGUUCGGACCGACCCGUACUGCGCCCUGGAUGUCCGCUGUGGAGCAACUGAGCAUACGAAACGCUCGCGCCCACACCGAAAUAUCUACGCAAUCCUGGAAAAUGCUCUUCAAGGUCAUGCCAGGCAUCAAGACACUGCAUAUUUCGGAUCGAGGCACAUCCGUAUUCCCAAUCGGGCUAUACUCCCAGAAACCCGUGGGUAAUCUCUGGUACAGGCAGCCGCUCUUUCCACAGCUUGAGUCUCUCGACCUGGAAGGUGUCUGGUUCCGAUCCUCGUCUCGGCUGUCCGAGCAAGACCAGGGUGAUUUUCUGGAUCGCCUUAUAAGACCAUUUCAGCGCUGCGACUCUACACAGAGCAUAAAAUAUCUUACCAUUCGUGCCGGAAUCAAUAUCUUCCGAGAGGAUAUCGAACUCUUGCACAUAGUCUCGCGUGAUGUCCAUUGGGACGAGCUGGUGACGUUCAGGGCGAGGAACGACACCUUCGAGGACGGUGUCGACUUCGACAUCUACGAUGAGGACGAUGAAGCAGACCUUGAAGACGGCGAGCUCGAAGUUGAAGAACUCGAGGACGGAGAACUCGAGGACGGGGCACUUGAGGACGGCGAGCUUGAGGACGAACAGCUCGACGACGGGGAACUUGAGGACGGGGAACUAGAAGACGAGGAACAGUCCUCGGACGAGGAUGAACACGACGGAGAGAUCCGAGCGUCCCAGGGGAAAGCGAGCGACGACGCGCAACCGGGCGGCAGAGAUGAGGACAGCCCGUCCCCCAAGCCUACCGGUAGCCCCGAGAGCAAGGAGAAGUAA
Molecule: messenger RNA, 1854 nt
Organism: Gloeophyllum trabeum ATCC 11539
Lineage: Eukaryota; Fungi; Basidiomycota; Agaricomycetes; Gloeophyllales; Gloeophyllaceae
Exons: 1
Coding region: 1-1854 (617 amino acids)
Source: RefSeq, a predicted model, not a curated record